UGGCCGUACAGCGACCGAGUUGGUGCGGGAGGAGCGAGCGGCGUGUUUCCGGUUAGAACAGGCCAGGAAACAACAGUAAAUACCACAUUAAACCUUAAUGCCGAUAAAAAGCCUUCAAAUUAAAGCAAAGCAACUAAAUACAAUCCGAUUGAUUGUGUUCAAUUGAACGGGAGGGAGUCGGGAGCGAGGCAGCAGCGAGCAUGGCAAUGGAAACCGAGUUUCGGGAGAUCGAUGAGUCUGGGAAUUGGAGCGCCAUUUACCAGGAGAUCCGGCAGCAGUCCAGCGAGCUGCCCUGUAAAAUCUCCAAGCUCCCAGAGAACAAAACCAGGAACCGUUACAGAGACGUCAGCCCCUUUGACCACAGUCGAAUCCACCUGCAGCUGGGAACCAAUGACUACAUCAACGCCAGCCUGAUUUCCAUGGAGGAGGCCAAGCGCAGCUACAUUCUCACACAGGGCCCUCUGCCCAACACCUGCGGUCAUUUCUGGGAGAUGGUGUGGGAGCAGAAGAGCCAUGGAGUGGUCAUGCUGAACCGAGUCAUCGAGAAGGGCUCUGUGAAGUGUGCCCAGUACUGGCCGCAGCGAGAGGAGAAAGAGAUGGAGUUUGCUGACACAAACUUCAAGCUGACUCUGAUCUCUGAGGAUGUCAAGUCUUAUUACACUGUGAGGCAGCUGGAGCUGGAGAACCUGGAGACCCAGGAGACCCGUGAGAUCCUGCAUUUCCACUACACCACCUGGCCUGAUUUCGGGGUCCCGGAAUCCCCCGCCUCCUUCCUCAACUUCCUGUUCAAGGUGCGGGAGUCCGGCUGCCUGGGCUCGGAGCAGGGCCCUGUGGUGGUGCACUGCAGUGCAGGGAUCGGCCGCUCCGGGACCUUCUGCCUGGUCGACACUUGCCUCCUACUGAUGUCCCUUCGUAAGGACUCCACCUCUGUUAGUGUGCGGGACGUCCUACUGGAGAUGCGUCGAUUCCGGAUGGGACUAAUCCAAACUGCAGACCAGCUGAGAUUCUCCUACCUGGCUGUGAUCGAGGGGGCCAAGAGCAUCAUGGGAGACCCGUCAGUGCAGGAGUCUUGGAAAGAGCUCUCCAACGAGGAGGACACUCCCCCCGAGUUCACUCCUCCCCCCCCACGCCCUCCCAAGCGCAUCGGUGUGGACGCACCUAAUGGCAAGACUGCUGAACCAAUCGUUUUUUUCCCUCCGGCAUCGAGGGUGGAGUUUCCAGAGGAUGAGGAGCCGAAGGAGAGACUGGGUUCUGAGCCACUCGUUGCUAGCCACAGUGAGGAGCCCGUGGUGAGGAGGAGAGCUGUGGGAGAGACCGCCACCCAGCUGGACGAAAGGGCCAAUCGAGGGCAGGGGAAGGAGGAGGAGGCAGAACUAGAGGAGGACGACAGCCCGCUGGGUGCUUGGAAGCCUCUGCUGGUCAACAUGUGCGUGUGCAGCGCUCUGGCCCUGGCUGUGUACGUCUGUUACCGGUCCUGUUUCCACUGACCUCGUAAAGCAAGGGCUGAAGAGCCAGCAAGCCAAUUUGGAUCCUCUCACCAGCUCAGGAGGUGGGACUUGAACCUGGAGCACCAAUCGCGGAGCUCCGCGUUCUCAUUUUUGUCUGAAUGCAAGGAAGGGUUUAGUCCCCGGUCAGUCCCGGGAGCUAUCUGUUCUAAAACCUCAGGGCCUCAGCUACAGGACACACACCGUUAAAUACAAAAAACAAACAAUAAAAAAAUACAAGCAGAUUAUUUUACUUGCUUUUCAUCGCUUUGUGUAAGAGAGUGUAUAUGUAUGUAUGUACAUGUCUGUGUGUGUGUGUGUGUGUGUGUAUAUAUAUAUAAAAUGCCAUUUUAUAAUUGACAUUUAAGACCAUACCCCUAUCAUUCUGUACUGAAAUUUCAUUUAUCUGCAAAUUACACUCAUUGAAUUAAAGCUUUUUUUUUUAUACAAGAUUAUGAAAUUACUUUUAAUUUUUUGCUUUUUUAUUGUAAAUUGUUGGGUUCUAGAUUUUGGUGCCUGUAAGAAGGCAUGGGGCACUGGAGACGAGAACCUUUCCUGCUUUGGAAACCUGCACUUGAUGGGGAGGUGAAAACAUACUUCUCUUUAUUCAUAGCUGUAGCUGACUCCUGUUUUAUUAAGUUGUCAGUACUGUACCAGGUACUAAGCUGAAGCCAACAAACUCCUUUCUGCUUGUGACCUGAGGUGAAUUUUUGUGUUUCUUGCCCUGUUAAGGUAGAAAGCUGUGUCGUCUGUCUCGGAGUGUACCAAUUGCUUACCUUCAGCCUGAGGAGAAUUCGCUUUACUGCAGACAGAUUGGUAACAAAGUGUGAAACUUCUAGCAUACAGCAUCCUCCGGCGACAGGAACAUAGCACCACUUUAGUGCUUAUUCAAUGUGAUGACUGUGUGGAUGUGUUGUGGUCAGUCUGAGUGUGUAUCUGCUUAUUCAAUGUGAUCACUGUGUGGAUGUGUUGUGGUCAGUUUGAGUGUGUAUAUGCUUAUUCAAUGUGAUGACUGUGGAUGUGUUGUGGUCAGUCUGAGUGUGUAUCUGCUUAUUUAAUGUGAUCGCUGUGUGGAUGUGUUGUGGUCAGUUGUGUAUCUGCUUAUUCAAUGUGAUGACUGUGUGGAUGUGUUGUGGUCAGUCUCAGUGUAUCAGGGGAAUGUCCUCCCCUGCCUGUAUUAAUGAGUAUGGCUGUAGAUCACAGGGAUCUCAUUUUUCAUGCUGAUGGUUUUUCUAGUUGUGGAUUUCCAGCAGCAGGGCUGAUGUGUGGUUCUGUGUGUUUUCAGCUUUAACUCUGUUCCAGUUCACUCUCCUACAGGCAUACCCACUGGACCUGCCUUUAUAAUAUUGACAUGUCACAGUAGUGAUUAAAAUGGGAAAAGACCAGAAAGAGGCAUUUGUAUCUUACACAGUUAGGAUCUUUGUCCUAAAGAGCAAUAAGCUUCCAAUGUCAUUUUACUGACUUGCCUUUUUGUGAUCGCUGAGUGUGGUUCUAGAUUCUGUAUAUUCAGUUACCAGUGGUUCUAGAUUAUGAAGAUCCAGUUACUGAUGGUUCUAGAUUCAGUUACCAUUUUCUUUGCCCUUACCUGACUUGGAGUGUGUUGGAGAAUUCUAACUGCCUAGCACUGACUCCCUUAUUCCAUUCAAACCAUUAGUUAAGAUUCUCUAGACAAGCUCACAGACUGGUGGACAGAUAAAGAUUUAGAUGAAACUCAAUAUGGCACAACAGAACCACUCUGAAUGAUCGCAAGCAUCAUGACAAGGCAAGGGAAAGGUGAAACACAUACACUGACAUGGCAUUUCAUGUAAUACAUGUAUUGUUAAUAGCACUGCUUGUGCCCUUCUCCCUCAGGAAGUUCUGUCGCACACCUUUUCUGUCCACGUUCAUCUGCUUCUAAAAUAGAGCCAUGCUACUCUCCCACAACACGGGCUGAAUCAAGCUGUUCUGAUGCCAAGUUUACGAGUGUUACAUGGCACAGAACCCCCAACAGCAUCUCUAUGGGCAAAUUGAUUGUCUCCAGGAAGAGUGAGGAACGUCUCCAUAGUAGGGCACUGAUCCUUCUUUGCUUUACAACAACAGGCUUAAAAAAGGAAGCCAAAAGAAUAAAAACAAGGGACCUGGGAGUCCUGACAGGGAACAACUUGCUUACCUUUAAAACCUCAACACUAAGCAGAGAACACAAGCUUUCAGCCAACAGGAUUGCAUAUUUGCAAAUGAUUUGUGCUCAAGCAAUGAAAUGUUUCUCCUGAUAGCAGAUCUAACAGAAAAUCCAGUGCAACCAUCAUUCCAGUAUCAGACCUAACAAUGGAAAACCCAGCACAGCCAUCAUUCCAGUACCAGAUCUAACAAUGGAAAACCCAGCGCAGCCAUUAUUCCAGUAGCUGAUCUAACAAUGGAAAACCCAGCGCAACUAUCAUUGGAAUCACAAGAGUGUUUUACAAUUUUCACCGUCAGAAAUGAAAUAUUUAGUAUGGAGGUUGUUUUGUCUUUAAGAAAACUAUCCGAGGAUAUUUUCAGUGAAGUCUUGUCACGCUCUUAUUUUCAAUGUGUUGAAUCCAGGCCCACUUGUGCAAUUUAUUUUUUUAAGGUCAUGAUUCCUACAUCAGUGGCAUCUUUAAACAACUUCAAUCUUGGAUAUGUUUAGCUUGUGAAAUGUGAUGAAUAUUAAACAUGGAUGCACAGAAAUGAAAUACACCUUACGGUAGUUCCAUUCCAAUAUAUAAAUGUUCUUUUAGGCCAUCUCUCUUUUAGGGAUUAUUUCCAUCACUUGUGCCUGGAUGAUUUGCACUGCAGCUGUAGUGUGCUGUUUCCUAAUAUUCAAUAUGUCAACCCACAUGCUAUUAGUGGGGUUUAUGUAGGCUUCAAUUACACUUUCCUGGCAGGAUGUUGUAAACAGCUGAUCGGAGCAUCACACUGCAAGGGCUGCUGGAGUUCUUGAUCCCUGUGAAGCUCUUCAAGCAGCAGCAGCAUUUCUCUUGUGGGUAUGUAAAGGGUACGAGGCUCAGUCCCUGUAACAAGGUCUGCAUGUUGUCUGUGCUGGACAUGGCUAACCUGUUUAUGUAGAAAGGUCUGGCUUUUAUUCAACUUUGACGGGGCAGAGGCAAUGCAAUGUUAUAGAAAUGAAGGUGGUAUAGUAUAGACUGCGCCUGUAUGGCAAAGUGUUUCUGCUGAAGGUGUGGUUGAAGCAAAUGGAAACCACACUGAACUGCCUGGGACUGAAACUAAAGAAUGAUGGCAGAUUGGGUCACUAUGGUCCACAAGUUGUGUUAACAGUAACUUUUGUUCAACGUUCUGUUUUGUGACCUUGUAAACAACACAGUACUAACAUCAAACCACAAAUGUUCCUCUUUGCUUCUUUCAGACUAAGAUAAAAGUGACUGAGAAUCUCUGCUUCUGAUUUCCUGCACAUGUCAGGGUUUCAAACACUGGAAACCAGUUUGUAUCGUAUUAGUAUUGUAAUGACUCCAACGCUCGAGUUAUCUGCCAUUUUUAAUUGAUUAAUUAAUUACAAUUCCUUUCUGAAGAAAAAACAGAAGGCUAAUCUUAAGUGCCGGGACUGACCUUCCUCAUUCAAAUUAUAAGACCUUUAAACUCUGCUAGUCCCACCUGCUCUCAAUACAGUCAUCCGUUGCCUAGCUGACCAGAAUAAGGGUGGGUGUGUAAGAAGUUGGAUGACUGAAUCCUUUAUACACAGCUGUAACAAUUUACUAUAUUAACACAAUUGUUUUGAGAUUCAGCUUUUAUUAGGAGCUCCCCUAAAUCCCUUGUUUAGAAAGAUACAAGGUAUUAACGCUUGUGACAGGGUAGCCAUCUACUGUGGGGGUGCAUGCAUUCGCUACUGAGUGACAGGGGGGAGAUCGAGACGGAGGAUGAAGUUGAUACGCACCCCCUGCCCUACAGGAGGCUUACAUGACGCUACCAGCAAUGGCAGCUUUUGAUCAUGGUGGAUAAACGGUUAGAGUGAAUACACAACCGAUUACUGUAUAUUCAGACAGAGAAGGUGGGCCUGGCAGAGAUGAAAUAUCACAGUGCCUCAGUUGGUGCCUGAUAGUUAGAUUUCUGCAGGCAAGCUCAAAGGCAGGUUUGGAGAAAAAAAUGAAUAGAACCCAGUGUGAACCCAAAAAUCAAAAAAAGAACCCAGAGUGACUCAGUGAUUCCAAACACCAUAAAAGAGCAAGGGAAAUGUAAAAUCCAAUUCAAAUGACAUCGAAACUACAAAAGCUGCACUACAAUGUGAUGAGUUCAUGUUCGCUAGUCAGCAGCAAAGCGCAGGAAAUCUCGUUCACUGUCUGAAUCCCUUUGUUCAGUUACACUUUUCAUUAAGACUCGAAAGCGAUUCCUUACACUUUGUCACUCUGUGAAUCUCAACAGAAAUUCAGUGAAAUUCAGCCUCUUAUGCUCGUGGCUGUGUGAGAAUGCGUCCUGUCUCUCUUGUGCGCUGCGGGUUGUGUGAAUGCGUCCUCUCUCUUAUGCUCUGCGGGCUGCAUGAACGCGUCCUGUCUCUUGUACUCUGCGGGCUGUGUGAAUGCGUCCUGUCUCUCUUGUACUCUGUGGGCUGUGUAAAUGCAUCUCAUCUCUCGUGCUCUUCGGGCUGUGUGAAUGCGUACUGUCUCUCUUGUGCUCUUUGGGCUGUGUGAAUGUGUCCUGUCUCUUUUGUGCUCUGAGGGCUGUAUGAAUGCUUCCUGUCUCUUGUACUCUGCGGGCUGAGUGAAUGCAUCCUGUGUCUCUCAUGCUCUUCGGGCUGUGUGAAUGCGUCCUGUGUCUCUUGUGCUCUUUGGGCUGUGUGAAUGCGUCCUGUCUCUCAUGUGCUCUUCGGGCUGUGUGAAUGCGUCCUGUCUCUCUUCUGCUCUGCGGCUGUGAAUUCUCCUCAGGCUACCCUUUGGGUUUGCGAUUGCUGGGCAGUCACGGACCCCAAGUUGUCUGGAGUUUCCCCAUUCUGUAUAUGUAAACAACCUCCUUUAUUAUUAUUAUUAUUAUUAUUAUUAGUAUUAUUGCUAUUUUGUCCUUUUUUCCGAUUUCAUACAGGACUUCAUUCUGACUGAAUUCUGCACUAAGGCUGUCGGGUAAUAAAAUAAUUUGUCUCAGCAAAGCAA
Polyodon spathula (Mississippi paddlefish) is the source of this 6577-nucleotide messenger RNA. RefSeq names its product protein tyrosine phosphatase non-receptor type 1 (gene ptpn1). Gene Ontology annotation, biological process: protein dephosphorylation. Gene Ontology annotation, molecular function: protein tyrosine phosphatase activity. The coding region runs from base 201 to 1487 and encodes 428 amino acids. The transcript has 9 exons. Lineage: Eukaryota; Metazoa; Chordata; Actinopteri; Acipenseriformes; Polyodontidae. The record is from RefSeq and is a predicted model, not a curated record.